Messenger RNA from Arxiozyma heterogenica, 576 nucleotides. Its product is annotated as nascent polypeptide-associated complex subunit alpha. Lineage: Eukaryota; Fungi; Ascomycota; Saccharomycetes; Saccharomycetales; Saccharomycetaceae. Gene Ontology annotation, cellular component: nascent polypeptide-associated complex; cytoplasm. Gene Ontology annotation, biological process: protein targeting to membrane. The coding region runs from base 1 to 576 and encodes 191 amino acids. The transcript has a single exon. The record is from RefSeq and is a predicted model, not a curated record.
AUGGGUUACACUCUAAUGGCAUCAACUGUAUGUUCGACGCUGGUUAACUAUCUGCUAGAUCAGAAUCAUAGAAUAUUAUCAAUUCAAUUACACACUAUGGAACAGAGUAAUAAUAAGAUUAAUGAUUUCGACAACGGUUUGAAAGUGGCAGUGGAUCAAGAGGAAGAUGUGUCAUCACAAAACAUGCAGCAUGCAAAGAGUCUGUUACUUAAACCGAAUUAUAAGAGAGUUCCCGGUAUCAGCAGAGUAACAGUACGAAGAAUGGAUAAUCAGUUGAUCAUUAUUGAGAAUCCUGAGGUCUAUAAAUGCAAUGGAACAUACAUGGUCUUUGGAAAUCCACUGAUAGAUAGUUUUGGACAAAAAUUGGUUAUUGCUCAACACCAAGCUAGACAACCUGCUUUGUUACCUUCUUUUGAAGACAGAUCGGACGAGCUGACUAUUGAUCAAAAAGAUAUUGAUAUGAUUAUAAAACAAACUAAAUGUACUGAAGACGAGGCAAUUAAUGCUCUGCAGUUGAAUCAGGGUGAUGUUGUCAAUUCAAUAUUUCAAUUAUGUAAAGAUAAAGUGUUAAUGUAA